Molecule: messenger RNA, 4744 nt
Organism: Xylaria bambusicola
Lineage: Eukaryota; Fungi; Ascomycota; Sordariomycetes; Xylariales; Xylariaceae
Product: P-loop containing nucleoside triphosphate hydrolase protein
Exons: 3
Coding region: 100-4638 (1512 amino acids)
Biological process (GO): transmembrane transport
Cellular component (GO): membrane
Molecular function (GO): ABC-type transporter activity; ATP binding; ATP hydrolysis activity
Source: RefSeq, a predicted model, not a curated record
CAUUUAUACACUCAUACCAUCAGUUACAUCCGACAUUGCAUACCCUCUGAUUGUAUCACAGCCUGAUCUUGCGAUCUGCUGCUGCGUAAUUGAUGAAUAAUGGAGGCGGCGACUUCGACUUCAACCAGUCAAUCGAUCUCUCAGCAAGACCAGCAGCAGCCCUCUUUUCGAGAUUUGUUUCUAUUUACAGCAUGGCCUGACUACUGGCUGUUAGGCGCCGGCUUAGUUGGGGCUCUUCUAGCAGGUGCUUUUAUGACCUCGAUGUCUAUCCUCCUGGGUCGCAUCUUUGCAGUCAUCACUCAGUUCGGCUCUGGCCACCUCACCGGCGCUGAAACUGCAGCCCAAGUCUCAUCAUGGUGUGUUUUACUAGCAGUCGUUGGUGGUGCAGGUUUCCUCGUCAAUUUCGCCUUCAUGUUCUCCUGGGUUGCUUUCAGUGAGCUACAAGCUAGAAACAUUCGAAAGAGAAUGUUUCGCGGCCUUUUGGAGAAGGAUAUGCAAUGGUUCGACACGCAGCAAGACGGCGUCGCUAGUCUAUUAAUUAGGAUCCAAACACAGACGCGAGAAGUGCAGAUCGCAUCAUCCGUAGCACUCGGUUCGCUAUCAGCCAGACUUGCCACCUCGAUCGCAAACCUCAUAAUCGCUCUAGUUACCGCUUGGAAGUUGACGCUGGUGUUGCUAGCUUCUAUUCCCGUCUCAGUUGUCAUUCUCCAUCUCCUCGCCCGACCAAUCCAACCAGCAAUUCAAUCGCAAAAGAAGGAACUCUCGCGCGCUUCUAAAUAUGCGUUCUCAGCUAUCUCUGCUAUCGACCUUGUCAAGGUUUUCAACGGAAUUGAUCAUGAAACAUGGCAAUACAUGGCUGCAAUCAGAAUGUCCAUGCAGAAAUAUCUCAUUCAAGCCCGUGCCAAUGCAUACCAGAUCGGCUACGUCAAAUUUUGGUUAGAGAGUCUUUUUGUUGUCGGGUUUUAUUAUGGUGCGGUUCUUGUCGACCAAGGUUUGAGUCCUGGUAGUGUCCUAACCACUUUUUAUGCUGCUCUCGCAGCACUCCAAGCCAUUGAGGCCUUCGUUCCCACGUACCUGGUUCUAGCCAAGGGAAUAUCCGCAGCCCAAGCUCUUCGUUCUGUUUCCCAUAACGUGGAAGGCGGACGAACAGUCUAUCCUAUGGUGGGCGGUUACGUCCCCAGUAAGUGUGUAGGCGACAUUGAGAUGCGAAAUAUAACAUUUACGUACCCAUCAAACCCCUCCAAGAUGGUCCUUGAAAAGUCCUCGUUCCAUUUUCAAGCAGGUGAACUUUGCUUCAUCAUUGGGAGAAGUGGCUCGGGCAAGAGCACGGUAGGUAACCUCCUGUUAAAAUUCUACGAACCGCUCUCCGGCGAAAUCUUGAUUGAUGGUCACGCAAUCAGGACCUUGGACAUAGAUUGGCUUCGACACAACAUCACAUUGAUACAACAGACCAGUGUUCUCUUCAACGAUACCUUCUUCAUGAACAUCGCAUUCGGUCACAAUAGCCCCACACGAGUCUCUACAGAAGAAGUCAAGGCUGCUUGUGAGACAGCGCUGCUCCAGUCUACAAUAACAAGCCUGCCUUGCGGUAUGAACACCAACGUUGGUGCCGGUGGCCACAAUCUCAGUGGUGGACAGAAGCAGCGAGUUGCUCUGGCCAGAGCUAAACUUAGAGACCCUCCAGUUCUCAUUCUUGAUGAGGUUACUAGCGGACUAGAUCCUGUGAAUCGAGAAUUGAUAAUGGAGGCAAUUAGAACAUGGCGUCGUGGAAAGACCACAGUCAUUAUAACUCAUGAGGUUGCUCAGAUCAAAGAACGUGAUUUUGUUUACGUCAUGGAUAAUGGACGCGUGGUACAAGAAGGCUUGUACUCGGACCUCCAGCAACAGCAUGAUGGUUUGCUUGCCCAGCUUGUUACGGCUGCAACGGCAUCAGGGUCACGCUCCGAGCGCAGCACAGAAGGCUUUGUCGCUAGGCAGAGCAAGAGCAGUGUUGUAAAUUUCUCUCGGCCGUUGAGCGACGCAUCCCAGAAUGACCCAUUGGUUCCCGGAUCCCCUUCCCCGGGUGAAGCACUUCGUGGUGUGCCUUCCUCGUCGCAUGAUGUUUUCAUGAUGGCCCGACGCGAUUCUCAGCUGCGUUUGCUUGGAGACCAACGCAGUCGCCAUAUAGAUGCUUCUGGGGCACUGAAUGCUUUAGCUGCAGCGGCCGAAGACUCCCCGCGGAGAGGCCUCAGCAGGAUGGUAACUUCACUCAGCCGCCACUUCACAUCUACUCGUGCCCCGGCUCCCUCGCAGUCCCCAACAUGGAGUUCUAGUGACCAGCCACUUACUCCAAUAUCACCGAUAAAAGCUGGAAGUAUCUUUCGUCUUCAAACCCUUGGCUACACAGUGCAAACCCAUCGGCAAGGUUCUAGAUCUUCCAGGUUCAAACACCAACCAAGAUCGAGUCUGUCCGGGACUGGACCGAGGCGAAAAGACGAACGCAGCGCUAGACAAGAUGAAAAACGGCCAAGUGAUAGCGAAGAGACAGAAACCUUGUCCUUGGUCUCUAUCUAUAAAACAGUCUGGCCAUGUCUUGGAUUUAAAGAAAGGAUGUUCAUCCUAGUGGGAUCUUUCUCGUCUCUCGUUGUCGCAGGCUCUGUUCCCGCAUUCUCCAUUGUUUUUGCUAACCUCUUAGCUGCACUCUACAAAAAGGAGAAUCGACUAGAAUCUGGUCAGAAAUGGGCUUUGAUACUCUUGGGGAUUGCAGGAUCCGGUGCCAUCGCUACCUUUCUCAGCCAUUACCUCCUUGAAUGGGCUGGACAGGCUUGGGUUAAUGAGCUUCGCAAGCAAGCAUUCAACCGAGUGCUUCGCCAACCCAAAACCUGGUUUGAGAACCCGAAACACUCACCCAGUCGCAUCAAUGAAUGUCUAGAUCGUAAUGCAGAAGAGAUGCGGAAUCUAGUCGGUCGGUUUGCACCACUUCUUCUUGUUGUCGUCGUCAUGAUUGUCGCAUCUGUUAGCUGGGCAUUAGCGAUUUCUUGGAAGCUCACGCUUGUGAGUCUAGCGAGUGGCCCCUUUCUCAUUGCUGCCACACAGGGAUACUCAGCUGUCUCGAACAAAUGGGAACUGCGUUGCAAUAAAGCAGCAGAGGAGACGAAUGCUAUCGUUGUCGAAACUUUCACCAACAUACGAGUUAUCCGAGCGUUGACGCUCGAAGGAUUUUUCGGUCGCAAACAUCAGAAAUCGGCGCAGAAUACAUUCGAGCUGGGAAUCAAGAAAGCCGCUUUCACAGCUGCCUUGUAUGCAUGUUGGCAGUCUGUAUUUUGGUUCAUGAUGGCUCUCAUAUUUUGGUAUGCUACGGUGCUGUUGGCUGUUAACCAGGAAAUCACCGUUCAGUCCAUUCUCCAAGUCGUCAAUCUCCUCGUCCUAGGGUUGAGUACAGCUUCGAACAUCCUCAAUUCUGUGCCAGCAAUCUCUGCUGCGCAAACAACAGCUAGUCUGCUUUUAUACUAUGCUCGUCUGCCUCUAAAUUCAUCUCAUGAGACCAAAGGCACAAAAACAUUAGCACGCCCGUUACCAAUCCGUUUUAAUAACCUGUCUUUCGCCUAUCCUUCAAAGAGAAACCAGCUCGUUUUGAGAAAUAUUACGCUAACGUUCGAAGCGGGCGUGUCGACUGCAAUCGUCGGAUCAUCUGGGUGUGGGAAAAGCACCAUUGCAUCUAUCAUCCUAGGUCUACACACCCCUAACACUUCUUCAAACUCAUUCAGUAGAAAUAGCUCUAUUCACCCUCUAUUGUUCUCCUCCGUUCCCUUCCAACAAGUAGAUAUAUCCAAACUGAGAACGCAAAUUGGCUAUGUCCCCCAAGCUCCCUUCCUCUUCCCGACCUCGAUAGCAGGAAACAUAGCAUACGGCCUCCUAGAAGACUCACCUCUUCGAUCUCCAGCGAACAUCGAGCAAGCUGCUCGCGAAGCCGGCAUCCACGACUUCAUACAUAGCUUACCAGAUGGCUAUGAGACUAUCGUCGGCGACGGCGGCCAGGCCCUAAGUGGAGGUCAGGCCCAGCGCGUAUGCAUUGCCCGUGCCCUCGCAAGACGUCCCAAGAUCCUCGUCCUAGACGAGCCCACGAGUGCCCUAGAUGCAGAGAGCGCUGAAGGAGUUAGAAGGACGAUCCAGAAUCUCUUGAACCCUGAACACCAUCGCCUCCGAAAGUCUGUCGAUAACAUGCAGAGUCGCGAGCGUCUGUGUGUCAUCAUGGUCACGCACAGCCAAGAGAUGAUGAAGAUGGCAGACCGCAUCGUCAUGAUCGAUCACGGACGCGUCGUGGAGACGGGGACAUAUAGAGAGUUGUGGGAGAAGAAGGGACCGUUCGCUGAGCUUGUCAGUGGCGGGGUGUGGAUGGGGGGUGGUAAAAAUGGCGAUAUUGCUACUACUACGCCUCAGAAGCCACCGGGUUAUUAUAAAUAUGGCGCGUCACAUUCCAGGGAUCUCCCUUUGAGAAGCGGUAAAGGGGGCGAGGAGGUUAGACCAAGGUGGAUUGGUGUGCGCGAUGUCGACUGGAAUGGGGAGUCUGGGCCGUCUACGGGGGUGCUGAGUCCCGUCGCCAGUCCGUUUAGUCGGCCUGCGAGGAGGAGGGAACGUAAGGCCGAUGGCGACGUUUGAUAUUCCGUGUUGCUGAUGUUUUUAUAUGUAUCUACAUACUUGUGCUACUACAUAUGCAUUCUAGGAACGGUGUUUCAUGCGCUUAAUUGGAAUCAUUUAAUGCUUA